AUGUCUAUCAUUCCGACAAUCCAACAGCGACUUGUUAGUUGCUGUCGAGAUGCUCUUGAUCAAAACGACGAUAGAAUAUCAUUGUUAAAAACACUUCUGAGUCUAAUUAGCGACCAAGAACGAAGAUAUUUAAUCGACGUUGAAGAUGCAACUCAUCGAGCACCAUUGUUUUAUGCUAUUGAAAGUGGUAAAUCAUUAGAUUUUCUUAGACAACUACUUGAUUUUCAAGUUCGCAUAACAAAUCGAAUAUUACUUUGCGCUAUUCGAUAUGGCAAUCUUGACAUAUUAAAAUUAUUAAAUCAAUAUGGUGCUGAUUUUAAACAAACUUAUUAUGGUAUAUCACUUUUACAUGAAUGUAUACUUCUACAUAAAAAUGAUCUAAUCAGUUUUCUAAUUGAACAAGGAGGUAUCGAUCCAAAUACACUUGAUUAUGAUAAUCAAUCACCGUUACUCUAUGCUAUAUUUCGUACAAAUAUCGAAGCAAUAUUUAUUCUUCUCAAGCAUGCAUAUAUCGAUCCAUGCUUGAUAAGUACACGGAAGCAGCAACUGACUUCAUUUCAUGUUGCCUGUGAAUUGGGCAUUGAUGAAGUAUUACCAUCAAUGAUGAAAUUUAUUUCAAUAUUGAAUAUUAAUAAAUUAACAAAAAGUGAUCAGACUCCAUUCGAUCUAUUCUUAUCUUGCUAUUUAUUUAGCAAAAAUAGUUUAUUUAUGAAUGCAAAUUCAUUAGAAAAAUUUUCAUCCUUAUUUGAUUUAUUUCUAUCAAAUGGUGCUAAAUUACAUCAUUUAACGAAAGCUUAUCGUCGUACACGUGCACCAUAUGUUACUAAAAUUUUCACGAUAUUAUUUAAAAAACAUAUUUCAUUCAAUGACAUUAUACUGCAAACGAAUCGUUCGACGAUAUCUGUUGAUUUGCAAUCACUUGUCUGUCAAUCGCUAGGUGAUUGGACUUAUCUUGUUGAAUCCAACGAUGAUAUAAAAGCUGAGCAACGUCAAUCGAUUCUUCGACAACUUUAUGAAUUAUUUAUUUGUGUUUAUUAUAAAUCGACUAGUGUUCAACCAAUUAAUACAAGAUUAUUAACAAGAUAUUGUGCAGCCAAUGAGAAAGAUUCAAAAAUAAAACAAAUUUUAUGGUUAUUUAUUAAAAAUUUUAUUGAACCAAAAAAAGAAGUUAGACUACUCAAAUCAACAUGUAGAACAAAAAUUCUUUUAAAUUUACAAUCGAUUGAUAAACGCUGUAUGACUUCAGAUUUAGGAAUUUCGAAAGAUCUCGAACAUUAUCUUUUGUUUUUUACAAUGAGUUAA
Molecule: messenger RNA, 1302 nt
Organism: Rotaria socialis
Lineage: Eukaryota; Metazoa; Rotifera; Eurotatoria; Philodinida; Philodinidae
Source: the annotation of a GenBank genome assembly